AAUAAAAUUAAAAUUUUAAGCAAAUUAUGAUUAGUUCAAAAGUCACAUAGCACUUGUCUUUAAUAAUUGCAGCAUAUUAUCCUAAAUCAGAAAUUGAAAAUUAAGAUUUAAUUGAACCAGAAUAAUUUUAAAAAGAAUGGCAUCAUCAUCACCGAAAUUAAAUUCAGACGAUCGUCAAAGUUUUAUCACACCUGAUUCCCCGACUACCAUGGAAGCAGAAACGUCAUUGAAUGGUGAUCGUUGUGGAUAUUGUAGCAUGCCAAAAAGGCCUGAGAAAAUCUCUUCCGCCACAGAUUUAUCCCAAUUGUGUAAGUGUCCAAGCGCAUCAGAUUCUACUGAUCCUAACAUUCGAUUGGGUACUGUUCCAUCGAGUGCUUUUAGAAGAUCUCCAUCUCCUCGCCCUUCUAUUGUUCCACCUUAUGAUCGCUCUGGAUUAGCCGCUGAUGGUGGUGGUAAAUUGGAAAUUGUUAGCAUCAGAGAAAAGCAUGGCGAAUUCCGUAAAGCUAUUCCUCAUAUGCCGAUACCUGUUGCUGUGGUGCUAUGCUUGUUGAAUGUUGUGUUACCAGGAGUGGGAACUUUAAUAAGCGCAUUUACAGUAUUUUGUGGUUGUACUACAGAACAUCCAGGCAGGCAGACACCUUUGAUGUAUAACCUUUUAGCUGCUUUACUACAACUAUUGCUAACACCGAUUAUUGUUGGUUGGAUAUGGAGCAUUUACUGGGGAAUCACAUUUGUCAACAUAAGUGUUUCCAAAGCUGUAGAAGAGCCGAGUUCAGGAUCAAUGCUGUAGUUAAAAGUUACAACUUUCUUUUCAUUCAAGUAUUAUGAUGAAAAUCACGCGGCUGAACUUGUCUCACUGUUCAUUUGCACUUCUUCUCGCUCGAGCACUUGAGGAAAUGAAAUGUCUAACCCGUCACUUUGUGAAACCUCUUAACUUCUUUGCUCCAACAAUAAGCACCAUGUGUUCAAAAUGCAUGCAUGCUCUUGCUGAAAAAGCAUUCUGUGAAUCUCUUUCAAAGAUCCAUCUCCUGGAUUACGUAUGACAAAUGUCGAAGAUGAGACUUUAAUAUAUAUAAUUUUUAUGCUAUUCAUGUAACCCAUCAUACCUUAUUAUGUUCUUUUAACAUUGCAUGAGACAGGUUAAUGACCAAAUAUGUGAUUAGAUCCACAUUUUCUACACUGAAUACUUAAAUUGAAGAGCUUAGUGAAAGGAAGUUUUAAGUGAUUUUAUUGAAAAACAAUUCGAAGUAUCAUCAG
Parasteatoda tepidariorum (common house spider) is the source of this 1257-nucleotide messenger RNA. RefSeq lists its product as uncharacterized. The record is from RefSeq and is a predicted model, not a curated record. NCBI's taxonomy places the organism in Eukaryota, Metazoa, Arthropoda, Arachnida, Araneae, Theridiidae.